Molecule: messenger RNA, 1212 nt
Organism: Necator americanus (New World hookworm)
Lineage: Eukaryota; Metazoa; Nematoda; Chromadorea; Rhabditida; Ancylostomatidae
Exons: 10
Coding region: 1-1212 (403 amino acids)
Source: RefSeq, a predicted model, not a curated record
AUGGGAGGAUUGGAAUGGGAUGACAUGGGAGUGAAAGUUGACGGCCGGCAUUCACACCAUCUUCGUUUCGCUGAUGACAUCGUUCUGAUAACAUCAAGCCUGAGCCUGGACAAGACGAUGUUCGUGCGUAACGGAUGGGUCUCGGAUGCUCAGGGUCUAUUCAACACCACCGUUCCUCCUUCUUUGAACUACGCACCAGAAACGAUUUUCGCAACCAUGAAAUUCGAAGAUCUUCCACCACCACUCGAUGUAACAUGCCCCACCCGGAAACUUGUCGACACUUUGUCUGAAUCACUGGCGAGAUGCUGUUCCAGUGAUAUACUGCUUAGUGCCACAGGUGGUCGAGAUAGAUCGCAACCCUUCACCGAGUUUGGAACUCUGAUAUGCUGCAAGUGCGCUGCUGCUUAUGGCAAAGUGGAACAAUUACUCAGCCAUACUCUAAAACAUCACUUUGGUGAGGAGCACCUCAGACUGUAUGAAGCUGUCGGAGUUAUUCAUAAGGAUGUACAAAGAAUGCUAGACGAAGGAAGAAGUGAACGCUCUGCGUUUGUUGGGAGAAUGUGUUCAUCCGUUCGAACGAGGUUGACACGCCUCGGGGUAGGGGAGAAGGAAAGCGUUCUUUGGUUAUCUUGGUGGUAUCCGAAUUCUGCAAAGGUCAUUGAAUUGGAUACCAAUAACAAUCAAGAGCUAUGUGUGUUGACCCCGCUUUUUUCUCCACUGGCACCUUUCAUGUUGGGUGGGGUUACUGUAUCAACUCGUGAACCAAGCAACAAGAGGAUAUUUGUAAAGAAAUUGAUUGAGGGUUCUAAUGUGGAGCAUAUUCCUCUAUAUUUCUCUGUGAGGGCAGUGGAAAGGAGGCAUGUUGAGCUGCUUAGCUAUUUGGCUGAGAAGAAACGAAAACGGCGAUUCCGUGAAAUGAAAAGGAAUUUGAAGCUAUUUUACAUCGACGCUCCAGAUCUUCUAGAAUAUCCUCCGCGAGAUUCUAAGGUGGCGAAACUCCUUCAUCAGGCAACUGGUUUUCCAAUCGGGACAUCCAUAAUACCCGCAAGAAAAAUUCGUCUAGUUGUUCCGAUUAUUUCACGUCUUGAUGAAAUCUCUCUUGAUGAAAUCUCAUCGAUAUCGUCCUCUACCGAAUCUAGCACUUCGACGUACCAUUCGCAUAAUAAGUAUGCACUGCGCCAUCGCGGGAAGCGCAGAUACUCAGGUUUGUAA